AUGUCACAGGCUCUUGAUCGGGAAAUAACAAAUCUUUACUUGCAAGAUGAAACGAUCUAUCGCCGCGUAACAGAGAAAGAAUUCCUUGUGCAGUGCAAACGCUUGAAUCAUGUAUGGAUGUCUAUGGGGAAAUCUGCUGGUCUAGAUGAACGAUUUGUAAGCUGCCUAAAGCUUGACAAACCGACCUGCCCUGUGUUCUAUAGCCUCAUCAAAACGCAUAAGCUGAAACCCGAUGAGAUCAACUCAAAAUCAGCGGCAACAUUCAAAAUCCGACCAGUAAUAAGUUGUGUGGGAAGACCAACGGAUCGAAUUUUGUGGUUCCUUAAUAAAGUCGUGAGUCAAAUUUUGCCUAAAACACCAUCUCAUUUGUCGAACACGCACCAUUUCCUUGAGCGAUUACGCCUGCGUAAUAGAGUCCUUUGA
This is a messenger RNA of Necator americanus (New World hookworm), 423 nucleotides long. RefSeq lists its product as uncharacterized. The coding region runs from base 1 to 423 and encodes 140 amino acids. NCBI's taxonomy places the organism in Eukaryota, Metazoa, Nematoda, Chromadorea, Rhabditida, Ancylostomatidae. The transcript has a single exon. The record is from RefSeq and is a predicted model, not a curated record.